Molecule: messenger RNA, 945 nt
Organism: Haliotis rufescens (red abalone)
Lineage: Eukaryota; Metazoa; Mollusca; Gastropoda; Lepetellida; Haliotidae
Exons: 7
Coding region: 37-864 (275 amino acids)
Source: RefSeq, a predicted model, not a curated record
GGGCCAAGGAACUUAGUUCGCGUUAAGAGUGCAACGAUGUUGGUUCUCUUUCUGUAUCUUGCAGUCGCGUCUGCUUAUUCGCCGCUACCUGAUGACGUGGUUACCAACAGGACCGAAUGGAUAGGCACCAAACGUGUAGCAACUACAUUUAGACACAAGUACGUCACCCACAACGGCGGCAUAAAUGACAACACGUUCAGUACCCUCCCCUACAUCACCAUCACAGCCACCAACCACGUGUCGGAUGAGGCUCUACACAAGGCAGCACUUGACGUCAGUCUGGUGGUACGCAACAUGCCUGAUGACGUGUUUAACGGUAUCGCCACGUCACAUGGGGUUGGCAUCUUCUCCAAGUCCGAGGGGAUGGUGGUCUACCCUGAAAACGCCCAUCUAGCUGACACUGCAGCAUGUAGCGGUAGAUGCGAUGGAGCGUGCAGCUACACGUGUACUGUUGACAACCGGAAGUGGACAACUAUUGCCGGUCUAACCAAUCAGCGUUCCUCUGUGCUGGACGACAAUGUGUUGUGUGACGCCACAAGGAAAAUCUGCUCAUCCACGAGUUUGGCCAUCAUUCUUGCUGCAUACAGUAACGCUCGCAGUCAUCGUCUGUGGACACUUGGCGUGUACGGAAUGGUGAAUGCUGAUGAGUACUGGGCUGAGGCAACUGCCUCCUUCUUCAUGGCUGUCAUUAGGACGGACGUCACGGCUGGCAUGAACAUGUGUGGCACAUCCAGCCCAUGUUCGUCCGAGGCGGCUGCUAGAGACUACUUGAAGAGACAUGACCCGCGAUUGUAUGAAGUCCUGGAAUACGCCUACACCAACAACAGACCACAGAUCAGGAGCGGCCUCAAGCCAUGCAUUUAAUCUGCUAGUAUACCUGCUAAUGAAGAUGUUUGUACAUACAUAUUGUAUGAAAAUGUACACGCAAUAAAUUCUUGAAGCGCA